Clunio marinus is the source of this 1158-nucleotide messenger RNA. The record is from the annotation of a GenBank genome assembly. NCBI's taxonomy places the organism in Eukaryota, Metazoa, Arthropoda, Insecta, Diptera, Chironomidae.
AUGGCUAGCAUAAUGAUGAAUAUUUCGAACAUAAGGUAUGAAGCCGUUGACCAAGAAGUAAACUUAAUCAUUCAAAAGCAAGCUCAAGUUAUGUUAAAAGCAUCGAUAAAUGAUUAUAUUGCAUCUAUUAGAAGUAUGACGGAGGCUAUCAAAGAGAAUCAUCUAAAUAUUAUAGAGUUUAAACCUGUUACCGAACUGAAUGCAUUCAUGGAUGAAGCAACCUUGAUGAAGAAUGUAAUUUGUUUACCAACAUUGAGAGACAGCGAAGACAUUUUCACGUUUAAGCAGCCUAAAAAGAAAUUAAAAAAUAACAUUGUUCAACUUGAAUUUAUCAUUCCGCUAGUAAGCUGUAUAGCGUUACAAGAAUACUUAAUAAUAAAUAUCCCAACUCCAAAGAUACUAAAUGCAGUGUUACCGAAAGAUGCUUUAAUAAUCAAGAUAAUCGUUGACGACAAAAAUAGUACAGGCUUUUUAUCACCACCUACCAAAAACCAGCUUGGAAUCUUCGACGUGGAGCCUGAAAAAUUAGAUGAAUGCUUGAAAUUUAUACUACAAAAGGAAAAGUCCGAUAAAUGUUUAACGAAAUUUAAUGAUGGCGUAAUUAAUCAGAAGCUGUUGCAGAUUGAUGAGAGUUUAGCUGUACUCAUCAAGGGACAAGACGAUGGUUUUAAUUUAACUUGUACAGAUCAAACUUCAACAAUUAUUCACUAUGAAGCAGCGUUAGUAAACUUCACUGACUGUAUAAUAAUCGGAAAAAAUUCUCUACUAAAGUCAGAACAGUUUCAUUCUAUUUACACAACACAGAUAAAUUUACUGCAUAACAAUAACAAAGGAUCGGAUAACGUGCUACAUUUUACGAAGCUAAGCAAUUUUACGUCACCAAAUGUUGAAGUAUUGAAAAAGGAAUUGGAAAAAACGUUAAGCGAUAUGAAAACAACAUCGAAGUAUAAGUGGACAACAGGGCUAGGCGUUGGAAUAUGGAGUUCAACAUUCUUAACUAUCAGUUUAUUGAUUAUCGGAGGCUUAUUCUACUUUAAAAAGAAGAAGACGAAUUCAUUAACACCGCCGGUGGAGCAUAUAAGAACUAAUUGGAUUGAAGAGUGGUUGGAGUUAAAUCCGAUUACACUUAAGAUGACGCAUGAAGAAAACCAACAAUAA